AUGUACCGCAUGAUAAAGGUUCAGCCAAGCGACCAGCAUUUCCAACGAAUCUUGUGGAGGAAUUUUGCUGAUGAACCAAUCCGUACGUAUGAGCUAACUACGGUCACGUACGGAACUGCAUCCGCUCCAUAUCUAGCAACUAAAUGCCUUCAAACGCUGGCAAUAGAAGGAGCGGCUAGCUACCCUAAUGCUGCUAAGUCUCUAAAGGAAAACUUUUACGUCGACGACAUGUUGACAGGAGUGGACACAAUCGAAGAUGGAAAGUUGUUGGUCCAGGAGAUGGUAGAAUUGACCGAGUCGGGAGGAUUCACCUUGAGGAAGUGGGUGUCUAACGAACCACAACUCCUAGAAGACUUGCCGGAAAACUUGCUCGAUGAUCGCACCACGCUGGAGUUAGAUUCGUCCAGCUCACCUGUGAAGACCUUGGGAUUGCUGUGGGAGCAUCGGUCCGAUAGAUUCAUGUUUCGAUCACCCGCAUGGAACGAUCAUUUUCCCAUUACAAAACGAAUCGUCCUAGCCGAUGCAGCUCGUCUAUUUGAUCCUCUUGGUCUGAUUGGCCCCGUGAUAGUACAAGCCAAAAUCUUUCUUCAGCAACUAUGGAAGCAGAAGUGCGAUUGGGAUGAACCACUUGCAACCGAAUCCCAGAACUUCUGGCUGGAAUAUCGAAGAAACCUCCUUGCGCUGGAAUCGCUUCACGUUCCACGUUGGACAGGAUUCAGCACUACCUCCGUCAGUACAGAGAUCCAUGGGUUUUGUGACGCUUCGGAAGUCGCCUAUGGAGCAUGUCUCUAUCUCCGGAGCACAUCGGCCGAUGGAUCAGUCACCGUACGGUUGAUCACGGCGAAAUCACGGGUUGCACCACUAGAAGAUCCAGAUCGAAAGAAAAAAAGGCAAUCAAUCCCUCGAUUGGAGCUCUCGUCGGCCUUACUCCUAAGUCACUUGUACGAAAAACUUGUGUGUAGCAUUCAAACGCCCAUGCCGGCGUAUUUCUGGACAGAUUCAAUGAUUGUCAAAUGUUGGCUGUCCUCGCUUCCAUCCCGUUGGCAAUCAUUCGUCGCCAACCGCGUGUCAGAGAUUCAACACAUUACCAGAUCAGGUGUUUGGAAUCACGUGGCCGGUGUGGAGAACCCGGCAGACAUAAUUUCGCGGGGCAUGGCGCCCGCCCAACUUCAAUAUCAGAAGCGUUGGUUUGAAGGCCCACAGUGGGUUAGUCAUGACCGCAGUACAUGGCCCAUAACCACAGAAGUUCUUCUAGAACCUGACCAAUCGUUGCUAGAAGAAAAAUCAUCAGUGACUCUUUCCACUCGAGCAAAACCACCAAACGAACUUUUCUCGCUAUGCUCGUCAUUUCCAGACCUUGUUCACAUGACAGGGUGGAUUCGUCGAUUUGUGUACAAUACUAAAGCAGGCAGUGUAUCACAUAGACGCAGAGGUCAAUUAUCGUUCGUCGAAUAUGAGGAAGCAGUCACCACUUUGGUCCGGUUGGCGCAACAGGAGAGCUUUCCGGAAGAAAUCGGUCAUUUAGCAAAAGGUCGACAAGUGCAAUCGUCGUCCAUACUUAUUAGGUAUGAUCCCCAGCUAGUAGAUGGAAUCAUACGCCUGGGUGGGCGGUUAGCACACGCGCCCAUCUCCGAAAUCCGCAAACAUCCCAUGAUUUUACAUCAUCAGCACCCUCUGACCAAACUUAUCAUCAGUCACUAUCAUCGGAAAUUGUUUCACGCCGGUCAGCAGUUAUUAAUAGCAUCGGUCAGGGAGAAGUUUUGGCCCACUCGAAUUCGGGACCUCGCUCGAAGAACAAUACACCAGUGUGUGCAAUGCUUUCGGAGCAAACCAAAGGUACACGAGCAGAUCAUGGCAGAUCUGCCCUCUGUCAGAGUAAAUCCAGCAGCCGUGUUUCAGAAAGUAGGCGUAGAUCUCUGCGGCCCGUUUUAUAUUCGCUAUCCCGUUCGUCGCAGCGUUCCCGUGAAGUGCUUUGUGGGUAUCUUCAUCUGCCUUACAACCAAAGCAGUGCACAUAGAGAUUGUCGCAGACUUAUCCACUCAGGCAUUUCUCGCAGCAUUUAGAAGAUUUGUAGCCAUCCGCGGCAGACCACGUCUGGUGAUGUGCGACAAUGCCACAAACUUUGUGGGAGCAAACCGGGAGCUUAAGGAACUCCGCCAGCAGCUCAAUGACCAACAGUUUAAAUACUCAAUGAUUCGUGCAGCAGAAGAUGAUGGAAUCGAGUUCAAAUUCAUUCCGGCCCGAUCCCCCAACUUCGGAGGGUUGUGGGAAGCGGCUGUGAAAUCAUUUAAGGGUCAUUUCCGUCGAACAAUUGGCAACAAUCCAUUAUCCUACGAUGAACUUCAUACAAUAGUACAACAAGUGGCAUCUGUUUUGAACUCCCGUCCUUUGACACCGUUAAGCAACGACCCGCAUGACUAUACAGCCCUAACUCCCGGGCACUUUCUGACUGGCAGACCACUCACCGCUGUACCAGAACCGGACCUACAAGAUAUUCCGGAGAAUCGAUUGGCGCUUUGGCAGCGAAGCCAAGCUUUCGUGCAGCGGAUCUGGCGAAAAUGGAAGACGGAAUACUUAUCGAGUUUACAAGCCAGAACAAAAUGGACCAAGAAGCGGGACAACAUCAAAAUCGGAACGAUGGUGCUUGUCAAGGAGGAAAACUUACCUCCCCAGAAAUGGAGAUUGGGACGUGUAGCGGAAGUGUUCUUCAGUACCGAUGGAAACAUACGCGUCGUGACUGUCCGCACCAAGGAUGGUACGUUCAGGAGGGGCAUUGCCAAGAUUUGUGUCCUUCCCAUCCGGGACAACAUCGAGUCUCAACACGAAGAGAACUAG
Molecule: messenger RNA, 2835 nt
Organism: Topomyia yanbarensis
Lineage: Eukaryota; Metazoa; Arthropoda; Insecta; Diptera; Culicidae
Exons: 1
Coding region: 1-2835 (944 amino acids)
Biological process (GO): DNA integration
Molecular function (GO): nucleic acid binding
Source: RefSeq, a predicted model, not a curated record